This is a messenger RNA of Drosophila bipectinata, 280 nucleotides long. The record is from RefSeq and is a predicted model, not a curated record. NCBI's taxonomy places the organism in Eukaryota, Metazoa, Arthropoda, Insecta, Diptera, Drosophilidae.
CCACAUCAGUCAAGAUGGAAUACCUGCGCCUCUGUCUGGUUAUUAUUUCGCUAUUCUUCGGUUUAGUCAGUGCCCAAACAGCUUUAGGUGAGAUGCCCACAUUCACUGGCGUGUGCCAGUUGCAAGGGGACUGGUGCACCACCAAGUGCCAAACAGCCGGUGGCCGAGAUGGCCGGUGCAACAAGGUGGGCCUCUGCGUCUGCAAUCCCUUGUAGUGGCGGUGGCGGUUAGACAAAUCGCGUUUACAAAACGAAAUCGAAAUAAACAUAUUUACAAUUGA